AUGGCGGGGGAUCAUAACGAGGACCAGUCAUUCUAUGACUUUCUCAUAGAAGAGCCAGAGAUGAUAGCGCCGGCGCCACCCGGUCAUUUCCCACAUCAACAGCCCAUUUCGUCGCCGAAUCGAACCAGCCGCGAUGCGCCGCCGCGGCCAGAACCGACCGAAAUCGAGACCCACCACCACGCGAAUCCAAACGCAAAUCAUCACUCGGGUCCGGUGACGUUACCGGGCCCGGUACUCGGAAUGCAACUGCCGGGCACCGUUCCUGAAUCGUCACGUGCACAAUCACGCGCUCAUCUUGAAAUUGACCUCGAUAUCGACUUACACGCGCAUGGAAUUCAUGGUCACGGCCAUGGCCACGGAGCUCAUUCAGCUCAGAGUUCGGCGGGCCUUCCACCCGCUGGGUUUGCAAGUCACAUCCCUCCCGCUUCUUCUGGCCCAAUGUCGAUCGAUUGGAACAUGUACCAUGUUCCUCCAAAUUUACAGCUAAAUCACCCUCAGUUUGAUUUCGAGAUCCCAGGACAUAUGGGUGUUGUUGGGCAUUCGAAUCAUCUUUCACAUGCGUCGACAGAUCCGGCCUCGUUUUCGUACGGAAGUAAUCUCGUUUCACCUUCAAGCAUUCACCCGAAUAGUGCCCACUUCGAUACCGGCGUUCCAAGUCAAUGGGACGAUUCUAUGAGCCAUGAUGCCAGCACUCCAAAAGUGCGGACCCCCGUUCAUCAUGUUGCCAGCAACCCUUGGGCCGAGAUAGACGAACCUACAGGAGACAAUAAUGCGACACCUGCUUCUCGUCCACGAAAGACUCCUCGACCAAGACGGCAAAAGAAAGAGGCUCGCAAACUAUCGGACGCUUCCCAGGGGGCUAUGAGUAGCAGUACUGGUGGGACAGUACCUUCAAUAUCCGAUGCUGCCAGUCCUAGUUCUGCGUCACAGAACAGUCGUGCCAGUAUUGACUCCAAAUCGGCGUCCAUGGCCUCGACAGCAUCGACAGCAGCCAGCCGUCAAAGCAAGCUCCGCAGUGCCUCUCGAACAUCCAAAAACAGUCGAGAUAAGCCCAACGAUACUCCCGAAGACCGUCGAACCCGAGCUUCUCAUAAUCUCGUCGAAAAGCAAUAUCGAAACCGCCUUAAUGCCCAAUUCGAAUCUCUCCUCAGUGCGCUGCCCGAACAAGCCCGUUACGGGGACAGCGGCAGCGGCAAUGGAAAUGACGAUAACGAAUCCGACCAUGCGAAUGAUGCUGAUAGACGUGUCAGUAAGGGCGAGGUGCUUGAAAUGGCUCGGAAGCAUAUUCAAGCGCUAGAACGUGACAGAAAUCAACUCGAGCUCGAGAACCUUGAGCUUCAGGGCAACCUACGACGACUCAAAGAAUCAAACUCCGAAAGCGCAACAUCCUCGUCGGGCCAAGAGAAUUCUGUCGAGCCCGACACAAAUAAGGAUCACAAGAGGGAGAGGGAUGAUGAUGAUGAGAAUGAGAAUGAAGGCUCUUGA
Fusarium redolens is the source of this 1485-nucleotide messenger RNA. RefSeq lists its product as uncharacterized. NCBI's taxonomy places the organism in Eukaryota, Fungi, Ascomycota, Sordariomycetes, Hypocreales, Nectriaceae. Gene Ontology annotation, molecular function: protein dimerization activity. Bases 1 to 1485 code for a protein of 494 amino acids. The record is from RefSeq and is a predicted model, not a curated record. The transcript is spliced from 2 exons.